Cyprinodon variegatus (sheepshead minnow) is the source of this 1840-nucleotide messenger RNA. RefSeq lists its product as uncharacterized. Gene Ontology annotation, molecular function: DNA binding. The record is from RefSeq and is a predicted model, not a curated record. The transcript is spliced from 7 exons. NCBI's taxonomy places the organism in Eukaryota, Metazoa, Chordata, Actinopteri, Cyprinodontiformes, Cyprinodontidae. Bases 182 to 1840 code for a protein of 552 amino acids.
CAUCUCGACCCCCCCUGCGUCCCAGGAAUCGGUGCAGGCGGUGGGAGGGGAAGCAGAACCAGGAGCAGAACCAGAGACGUCGUCUCCGGAGAUUGAGGCCCAGCCGAGGCCAGCAGCCAGAAGGGUCUCCCUCGCAGUCCUCCAUACGUACCCACAGUUUCCUCCAGUCAUAUUGGAAUACAUGCAAGAGUACUGGGUCCAUUUAAAGGGCUCAUCGGCCACGAAGAAGCAUCAGGAGAACCAAAAAUCGAAGGUUGGGCGCAUCAUGCAGUUUCUAGCUUUCCUGUCGGAGGGUCGGACGAGUCUGGGGAACUGGAUGUUCCUCAACAACGUCAAAAAGAUCCACAAGUUUCCAGAGCAUCUCAUGGCUGAGGGGAAAGCGGUAACCACCAUCCGAGCAUACCACGUCAACAUAGCUGAAUUCAUCACGUUCUUCCGGGACACACCACCGGCAUCCUCCAGAAUGUCCCGGGCUGCCAUGUUUGCGGUUGCUCGCGCCCUGUCUGCGAUCAUCUCGAGGCUGGGGAGGCGUGUGGUCAUUCAACAGAUCCGAGUUAAAAAACAAAAAAUCAGCACUGCGAUUCCCAGGGAGGCUCUCAGAAGGUGCCAGGCCCUGGCCCGGCAAAAUAUUCCAGAUAUUCUCGCUGCACUGGCCACCAAGGCUAACCCGGAGACAAGGAGGAGGUUUUACGGCUACUUCAGCGCCUAUGUGGCCAGCCUUUACGGGCACAGAGCGGGGGUCCUGAAAAACAUGACCGUGUCAGAGGUCCGCGAAGCCCGCCAGGAGGGCGGUACUGGAGAGCAGGGGGGCUUCGUGAUCAAUGUCAAGGAGCACAAAACGAACCGGGCCUUCGGACCGGCACAGAUCUUCCUCACGUCAGAGGAAUACUCCUGGAUCGAGCGGUGGGUCGACAUCCGGGACAAGCUGCAGCCUAAAACGGAUCGCGUCUUUUUCUCGGGGAGCCAUGGUACGAUGGAGAAGCUGCUCGGUCCAAUGCAAGCGGCGUGGGCGGAUAUGGGGUUACCCGGAUGUCCUACGUUCACCCACUUCAGGACAACUAUUGCGACUUAUGCCAGAAACGUUCUCUCUCCAAAGUCUCGUCAGAUAAUAUCUAAAACAAUGUGCCAUGACACGUUAACGGCGGACAAAUACUACUCUCUCCACCUGGAUGCUGCUCAACUUUCGGAGAUCCGGGAGAAGUUUGAGCUUGCCACCCAGCCAUCUGGGGACCCUGAUGAGGAUGACUUUGUGUCCCACCCACAACAGGGUCUCCUAGCCAUGUCGGAGUCCUCCAGCGGAGAAGAACAAGAGACCGGGGGGAAAAAAACAGGAAAAAGGGCCACCCCAGAACCGGGCGAGGGCAGCCCAGAACCGGGCCAGGGCAGCCCAGAACCGGGCCAGGGCAGCCCAGAAUCGGGCCAGGAGGCACCACCGACCCAGGGCAGCCCACUGUCCCAGCUCAGCCCACAACUAACACCGGCCCGGUUCAGCCCACUGUCCCGGCGUGGCCAGGAGGAACCAUCGAGCCAGGACAGCCCAAUGUCCCAGGGCAGCCCACAACCACCACCACCGGCCCAGGGCACCGAGGAACCGGCCCAGGGCACCGAGGAACCGGCCCAGGGCACCGAGGAACCGGCCCAGGGCACCGAGGAACCGGCCCAGGGAAGCACAACACCGGCCCAGGUCACCGCAUCAUCCAGCCAGGGCAGGUCAUCGAUACAACGCACUCCUUUGAUAACACGCCUCAGGACAAAGAAUGCCACUCCGAUGGAGCUGUACAGACUGCGUAGACGGAUCAUUAAGAAAACCCCACAGCUGCGGAAGAAAUACAGAAAAUAA